ACUGCGUGUCACGACCCACCUGUUCAUCGACAUCAUGCAUCGCCUGUUUAAUACUGGCAAGUACUUGACUUAAAAUGAACGCAGCAUGUUGUAGAAUGCGAUGUGAGCAUCAUUCAUGCCAUGACACUCAUCCAGAAGUAGAACAGUAGAACAGCGAUCGCCGCCAUAGCUACAAAGCGCGGAGCUGGCGCGGGUGUCCAUAUCGUGGAGUUUGAUAUACUGCAUGUAAUCCACCUGUCCUAGCAUGCUCCGCACGUAUAUAAAGCAAGCGACUGCAGAGGGAUCGUACUUGCGCGCGAAGCCCUCUCACCCAUCAAAAGCACUUUUUUCUCAUAUACCCACUAUGCACUUCUCUACAGAGAGAUACGUAUCCGCCUCCGCCCUUUCCGAGUUCAGUGACAUGUCUUCUGGAGAUAUGGGAUCUCCAGAGCGGCUUCCGCCCGCUUACUGCGAGGAGGGGUCGAUACAGCCCAUCACUGCGAUACAGAACGAAAGAUAUGACAACAAUGAAGUAUUGCAGCCGGGUUCUGUGACGGUGCCCGCUGGGGUCCACUCGACAGCAUUGCCGAAAGAGCAUCCUAAUAUUCCGCAAGGUUGGACACAGCAUAUUCAUCCGGAAGGUGCACGUUACUAUGUCAAUUCGUCCGAGUUUGUCCCAAUCGUCACCGAUGCAUCAAUCGUCAAACCAGAGAUCUUCCAGCAGCUGUUUGCGUCCAUUGAAAACGUUCGUAUCCUAGCUGGGAAUUGCGGAUUCACCUUGCCGGCGACCUGUGAGCUCUACCUGCACGUUGAGGAGGGCAGGCAAGGUUGUCGUUAUUAUCUCGUCGAUCACGAUACUCAAACAGAAUUCUGGCUUCAAGAAGUCCAAUCUGAGAGCUUGAAUUUACCCGAUGCAACUUCUAUCGAACAUCUGAAACACGUCCUAUCUGAACAUUACUGGACCCACGUCGAGUAUUUCCCGCACCGCGCCGUGGGACCACGGCUCUGUCAGGAACUUGCAGAGAUUCUGUACCAUGCUACUGCAGAUCAAAUGACCUCCGACAGUUCCACGUUUCCCUAUGAUGCUGAACAAUGUACCAAGUUCCUCCACCUUCUCGAGGCAAAGACUGCAGACAAUGUGUAUAUGAUAUGCACCAUUGCACGUAUUUGGAGUUCCAUAUUUCGACACAGGUUUACUCAAUUUCACGGGGAAGCGCACGCGCGCCUUUGUCGAUUCCAGCAGCGCUUCGUCCCGUUCGCUCACAAUGGGAGGUUGAUCAGGCUGUGCUCCGUGCUUCUAUUUGGAACGCCGCACAGGCUAUCGAAGGAGCUAGAGCUUCAAUAUAUCGACGGAGUGGUGUAUCAUAUGCACUGGCACAAGUUCAUGUCUUCCUUGAAGAAGAAUUGGCUAUUUUCGAGUGCGGUGUCCGCCACUCUGCUUCUAGCAUCGGUCUGCCUGAGAGGCUUGGCCGCCGGAACCAUAUCUCAAAUCCUCGCCCUUCUUUCGAACGGCACAUCCCUCGGUGCCCUGGCAACCAGUGUUGGUUUGCUGUACUUUCAUGCCGCUGCUGAGGACAUGGCGGCUGACGCUGUAGCUGAACAUUUGAGUGCAAUUGAGAGCCACAGCUGCGGCUUCGUCUUAACUGCUGUAACUUACAGCCUUCCUCAAGCACUCAUCUUCUGGUCGAUGCUCGCCAUUGCCUUGCACAUCGUAUUAAUUGCUGCCACAGGAUAAUGAUACCAGCCUAUCGACCAAAAGUAUCAAACAGAAUCGCGAGUCCCCUCUAUGGUUAUUUUAUCCUAGCUAUACUGCAGAAAUCCUUCGAUUAGUG
Molecule: messenger RNA, 1811 nt
Organism: Laetiporus sulphureus 93-53
Lineage: Eukaryota; Fungi; Basidiomycota; Agaricomycetes; Polyporales; Laetiporaceae
Exons: 12
Coding region: 245-1714 (489 amino acids)
Source: RefSeq, a predicted model, not a curated record